AUGGAUACACUUUGUGUUCACUGUCAAGCUCACCACUGGAUAGCAGAACGACUCUCAGAAAGCUCUGCAAGUCGACCGCUGUUCGGCUUCUGCUGCGACAAGGGCCAGGUCGCUCUUGAGCCUUUGCCUGAGCCGCCUCUCGCACUACGCACUCUUCUCACUGGCGACACACCCCAAGCAGUGGAGUUCCGUAACAACAUUCGCCAAUACAAUGCAGCAUUCGCAUUCACCUCUCUCGGUGUGGCCAUCGACGAUUCUGUCACCACGGGACACGGGCCAUACGUCUUUAGAAUCCACGGCGAGCUCUGCCACCGCUCUGGAUCUCUACUACCUGCAGAAGGCAACCCCCCAUCCUACGCUCAGCUCUACAUCUUCGACCCUCGCCUAGCACUCGCAGAACGCGUCCGUCGCAAUGCAAACCUCCGGCGAGAUACACUACAGCGGAUACAAGCUAUGUUGUCCGCUACACAUAGAUACGCCGCUAUCUAUCGCCAUGCACAUGAAGUGCUGUCGCUCCAAGAGGACGCCGACUUGGCAGUCCGCCUUGCUGUGCAGCCAAACCGGGACCGCCGCCGGUAUAAUCUGCCCUCUGCGGACGACGUUGCAGUCGUCCUACCUGGCGCAGAAGGGGAGACACGGGCAACCGAUGGACGUGACAUCAUCCUCCGGCGACGGUCCGGCGCCCUGCAGCGCAUCCACGAGGCCCAUCCCGCGUACGCCCCCCUGCACUACACGCUAUUGUUCCCUUUUGGAACACAUGGAUGGCACUGGGACCUCCACAUGGGCGACGGAGCACGCAGGUUGUCCCAAACUCGCUUCUACGCGUAUCAGCUCCAAGUGCGCCCGGACGAAUUCUCCACGAUCCUGCGCAGCGGCCGCCUUUUCCAGCAGUACAUUGUCGAUAUGUGGGCUGCAGCAGAGCAGAACCGCCUUCGCUAUCUUCGUCUCAACCAGCAGCAACUCCGUGCCGCAGUUUACAGUGGACUCGAGGAUGCACUGCGCGGAGGGCGCGAUGUGGAUCUCAACGAACUCGGCCAGCUCAUAGUUCUCCCUUCCUCCUUCACCGGCAGCCCACGUCACAUGCAGCAGCUCUUCCAGGACGGCAUGGCAAUUGCUCGAUUCUACCGAAACAUUGACAUCUUCCUGACUAUGACGGCGAACCCU
Trametes versicolor FP-101664 SS1 is the source of this 1164-nucleotide messenger RNA. RefSeq lists its product as uncharacterized. The transcript is spliced from 2 exons. Lineage: Eukaryota; Fungi; Basidiomycota; Agaricomycetes; Polyporales; Polyporaceae. The annotation marks the transcript as partial. The record is from RefSeq and is a predicted model, not a curated record.